GGUGGGACUCCCUCCUCCCGCAGCCCGGAUUAAAAAGCAGCUCAGACACAUACACGCAGUCCGUCUGUCUUCCCAGAGCAGCCUCCCCACCCCGCCGGGUCGGGAAAGCUCGGCCUCGCUGGUCCGGCCACUGCGGCAGCCCCUGGCAGCCGUGCAGGAUGGUGGUGUGCAGCCUGGCCUGCUGGCGCUGCAGGUGGCUCCUGCCCCUGCUGCUGGGCCUGGCCAUCAUCAUGGGCAUCAUCGCACUGGCCGGCCGGGGCUGGCUGGAGUCGGAGUCGGCGCCCUACGUGCACCAAGCGUCGCUGUGGGAGAGCUGCACGCGGGGCGAGCAGGACCUCAACUGGAGCUGCGAGUCCCUCAUGGACUACGGAUGGGGGAGAGCAGCAGCUGCCACAUACCUUGUUGGCUUUGUGAUCUUGGUCAUCUGCUUUGCCCUGGCAGUCAUAGCAUUCUCGGUCGAAAUACUCCGUUUCAACUUUGUGCGAGGAAUCGGAGGCUUGCUAUUUGUUGUUGCUGCAUUCCAGAUUAUAGGCUUGGUCAUCUACCCAGUGAAAUUCACAGAAGAAAUUCCUUUAACAGGAGAUAAUAUGUUCAGCUGGGCCUAUGGUUUUGGCUGGGCCAGCACUGUUGUUGUGAUUGGCUGUGCUUUCUUUUUCUGCUGCCUCCCCAAUUGGGAAGAUGAAGUCCUGGGAAACAUCAAGCCUACUUACUACUACUCCUCCCCAGAUAAAGCACCAUACUUAAAUUGAAAGAAUAAAUCCAAGUACAGUCAACCGUCAAAGCAACAGAAGAACUCCUCUACUGUAAAUUUUGGUGUAGUUAUGACAAACUGAAAAAAAAAAUCUUAUUUCUCCAAAUUACUUCUUUAGUACUGGUAAUGAAUUAGUGAAAACAUUGGCAUCUUUAAGCAAAUAGCUUUUACCUAAAGUGUUAUUUACAUAUUUUCAUGUCAGUUCUGUUUGGGUGGGUUAUUGGCUCCUUCCCCUCCUAACUAAUUGAGUCAUCCUUAAUUUAUUCAAACAUUUGCUUACAAAUAAAGAUGUAGUGUUUCAAGUAUAGAAAGGAAGAGGAGAGAUUUUAAACAACCCAUUUGGGGGACCUACAAGUUAUUUUGUUUUAUUAUUCCACCUCUGACAAAACUGCAUGAAACAGAACCAGAAGAAAUGCCCUUCCAAAGAAUGCUUUUUCUUCCAUCAAAGUCAGUCCCAAGAAAGGAAUUUCAGCUGAGUGUAUUACAGACACAUGGUGCCUAAGAAUGUCUUCUCAUUCCUGUUACUGGACUAUUGUUGACUAUUAACCAUUUGAACUAAGGGGAAAUUAAAAUUAAAAUUUAUUUUUCCACCAACUGUUGCAGUUGGAUGGAGAUCUCUAAAGCAUGGAGCUAAUGUGUGUAUAAUGAUGACUAGCGUAACACUGGUGUUUUUGUGGAGGCUGCAGGACUUGUGAUGGAGCCACAUAAUUUCAUAUACAUUGUCCCAGAAAGAACCAGUAUAUCCUCAGAUGUUAAACCACAUGUGUUUUUAUGUAGUAUUUGAGAGAUGCUGGUUUAGAAAAUAUCUUUGAGUGGAAACAUAUGCUGUUCUUUAUGUCCUUUACCCUCUUAAAACAGCCAUGUUUUACUUAUCAGACAUGCUUUGGAGGGAAAUUUUAGCCUAAGGUAUCAAAAACCUCCAGAAGUUUCUAAAGCACACUGUAGGUGCUCCAGAGUUUAGUGAACUUAAUGGGUUUUUUUGAGUUACUAGGGAGAACAGGUAAAAAGAGAAAAGCAAAAGCAAUUCUGUGAGCAAUAUAUGUGUGCAAACUCCAUAUAGACACAUCUCUCAAGGAAUAAUCUGAGGGGCUUCUACCUUGUGGUUCUGGACCCCGUGAUUCAAAAUGAGUAAUCCAAUGAGACAGCUCUGUCUUUAUUGGUCAUGGAUCUCCUGCACCUUACAGCAGAUUUAAUUAUGAUCUAUAAUCUUUGUCAGAACUUUGGGUGAGGAAGAAGAAGGAAGAGUCUCAUCUGGGAAGCUCUUCUUCCAGCUGUGGGAGAAGUAGUUUUAGUAGAGAGAGAUUUUUGAAUGGGGUAUAGGUAUGGGUAUAGGUAUGGUGGAAAGUAACUGCUGUCUGUUACACGGUGUAACAAGCAGUUAGGAACUCCUUUCCUGUUAUGACAAACCCAAUACUUAAGAGAGAGUAAGUGUGUGGGUCUAUAUAUUUAUGCACAUGUGCAAAAUAAAACUUAAUGAAGCAUUAACCAGCAUACUGUAAAACUAAAGUACUUCAGAACUAAGCUCUUUCAAUGCCCAAUAUGUCUUGUAUUAUAUAUUGUAUAUCUUUCUGUUUUGUAACACCUUUUUUAAUUUGGUAAUGCUGUAUAUUGUAUGUGAUCCUGUUUUGGAAAGGCGAGGUGACUUCUCAAGGUACCUUCCUGUAUUUUAUAGUUUUACAGAACAUAAAAAUCUGCAGACUUCAGAGCUGUGUUACAAGCUCAGUCAUGGCAUAUACAUUCAACUGUAUUUAUGAUUCUUGCUGAAGAGGAGAAUCCUGUGACAGAUAGGUCUUUUUUUUUCUGUACAGUACUGGCUUGCUGGGAAUACUGUAUAGACUUAUCUGUAUUAUGAGUAACGAUAGUACCUAGCUUCCUAAUGAAUUCAAAACACAGAAGAGAAUUCCAACUCUGGAAAAUCCUUGCACAACUAAAACUGAGAAGGAUAGAAGACAAAAGAAAAUGGACAUCCUUCCCAAUAAGAAGAAUGAUAGCAUGGUAAUAGUGUUUGGCAUAAGUUAAGUCUUUUGUAUGUUUUUUAUAAGCGUUGUCAUAACUUGUCAAAAAGCAUAAAUGUAAAAUAAACUUGGUUCUGAAUGUACUGGGAGGGGUAGAAGCAUAACCAGCAUGUUACACAAUUAAGAUAUUCGUCAGAAAGCUAUUGCAAAUGGUCAUUAAUUACUCUCAAGUGAUGUUAAUGUCUGUGGCACUCCUUUCAAAUAUGGUGGCUUAAUUAAAGCUGUUUUAAUUGAUA
This is a messenger RNA of Dromaius novaehollandiae (emu), 3002 nucleotides long. RefSeq names its product p53 apoptosis effector related to PMP22. The transcript is spliced from 3 exons. NCBI's taxonomy places the organism in Eukaryota, Metazoa, Chordata, Aves, Casuariiformes, Dromaiidae. Gene Ontology annotation, biological process: cell-cell adhesion. The record is from RefSeq and is a predicted model, not a curated record. Bases 159 to 749 code for a protein of 196 amino acids. Gene Ontology annotation, cellular component: membrane; cell-cell junction.